Molecule: messenger RNA, 1785 nt
Organism: Cutaneotrichosporon cavernicola
Lineage: Eukaryota; Fungi; Basidiomycota; Tremellomycetes; Trichosporonales; Trichosporonaceae
Exons: 3
Coding region: 1-1785 (594 amino acids)
Biological process (GO): regulation of DNA-templated transcription
Molecular function (GO): DNA-binding transcription factor activity, RNA polymerase II-specific; zinc ion binding
Source: RefSeq, a predicted model, not a curated record
AUGUCGCGCUCGCACUCGCGCUCGCGCUCCCCGUCGCCGCGUAAGCGGCCCAAGAUCUUCCGCGCGUGUGUCGCCUGCGUGGUAUCCAAGACGCGGUGCGAGGACGUGACUCCUGGCGGAUGCGCACUCUGUCGGCGGCGGAACAAGGCAUGUUCUCUCGCUGCGGUGGUUGGGACAUUCGAGGGCAUGACACCGCCGCUCUCAGCUCGGUCGACGGGUUCAGCAACUUGUUCACACUCGAGGCCAGCAGCGGAAGGAGAUGAUUUACGCGCCCGCCUAGAUGAUGCCGAAGCGCGCCUUGAACGCACGGAACGUGCCCUCGCAGACCUCGAGACCCGUGUGUCCGGGCCCAUAUCCAGCUUCAGACCACAACCCAAUUCUCAAUAUCGGGAAGACGAACACGUCAUCCUCGCCGGCCCACUACGCCUAUCUAACCUCCAGCUCGAAGGACACGACGAGUCCCUAUGGAGUGUGGCAUGUACCCGCGCCUAUCCUGAUCCCAUUUCGCGUGGCCUGCUCUCGCCAGCCGAAGCCGAGCUCGUCUGGCACGGAUUCAAGGCUCGCGCAGCAUGUCUACUCCCCAUUCCGCCCUUUACGGCAGUAUCAACCCCCCUCCCUGGACACGGGUUUGUUCUUCUUGCCGCAUUACACCACGUCCCCGCCCUCAUAAGGGAUCAAGUCGCUCUACGAGGCAUGGUGGAUGAGUGCAUGGCGCUCGCGAUGGGGAGCCAUGCCUCUAUCGACGUCGUUCUCGCCCUGCUGAUUCUGAGUCUUGCUCCGCCACUUCCAGAUGAUGGAGGGGAGGGCGCGCCGAUUACGCCGACUGCUUGGCGCAUGCUCUCGCUCGCGAGGAGCAUGUGUCUCGCUAUGGGGCUUGAGGCGCGCGCUGUGGUUGCGGUGCGGAAGGGCGAGGAACUGGUCGACGAGAUGUGGGCUGAUUCAUUGUGGAUUUUGCAACUGUGGUGCGCCGUGUCGAACCGAUACGCCCUCCUCAGCCUCAUGUAUCCACAGCCGCCGCCGCCGACACCGCUCUCCCUCCGCCUUCCACGACUACAGCGCGAACAGCUCGAGGCAGCCAACGUCCACCUCCGCGCAGAGGCUCACCUCGUCAUGGCGUUUUCGCCGUUUGUCGCGCGAUUGGCGGCGGUCGAGCACGAGAACGAGUGGGACCAUGACGAGUUGCGCGAGCUCGUCUCGGCGUGGGAGGUCGCCAAGGCAGCCGCAGCCGACGUGGCAGCCGCAAACCCCCAGAGCCCAUCCAUCAGCAUUGACGCCCGCAUUAUAGAGUUUGCGCUACACAUCCGCAUCGCCCUCUUCCUAUCGUGGCUCCCCACCCCACUCAAGGACAUGCGCCAGACGGUCCUCCACUGCCUCCGCAAGUUCCCCCUCAACAUGACAGCCGUAUUAGACAUUGUGACGCCACCACGCGACGGCCCGCCGCCUCUACACCUCGCCCUUGUGCCCGACUACGCCGUCCUCAUGUCGGCAGCAGCUGUGAUUGUGCUGAAACAGAGUGUGCGAUACGUGGCGAUUGCGUAUCCUGGCUCCAAGCUCAUUGAGGGCGGACACCUCGACGAUGCUGGGCGAACUGUCCGCACGUUGGGCCGGGCUGCACGCUUCAUCGUUACCCAGGGCGAGAAGCUGCUUGCGGACUCGGACGCAAACACUCAUUUGGCGGAGGCGGUAUGGCCUGGCCAGGGGAUGACUAUGGUCGAUUUUGACCUCCUAAACUUUGACCUGAGUGUGUUGUAUCCCGACAUUGCGACGAUGGAGCUUGGGCUGUGA